AUGGCCAUGAAUGAUGCUGUGAUUCAGAUCCAAGCGACAUCCUUAAGGAACCCAGAGAUUCAAUUGGGGCAGCUAGUUAAUGAGCUAAGGAAUAGACCACAAGGCACCUGGCCUAGUGAUAUUGAAAAUCCAAGAAGAGAUGGUAAAGAGCAAUGCAAGGAAAUUACUUUGAGGAAUGGUAACAAUCUGAAGUUGAAUGAGGAUAAUCCUAAGAGAAACAGCGAGUCCAAUUCAAUCCAAAGUAGUGUGGAAAAGGAAGAUAAAGUUGUGAGUUCAAAAAUAUUAAAUGUUGAUCCUGAAGCAAUUGCUGCAGCAAUUUCUCAGCAAAAUGCAAUAGAGAAGCCUAUGAGCAAGCCACCUCCAUCAUUUCCUCAAUCUUUGGAACAACUGCUUAAUUAUGUGAAGUUCUUGAAGGAUAUUUUGACAAAGAAGAGGAGGCUUGGUGAAUUUGAAAUGGUUGCUUCGAUUGAAGGUUGUAGUGCUAUAUUGAAGAAUAAAAUUCCUCCAAAGUUGAAGGAUCCAGGCAGUUUCACAAUUCCAAUUUCUAUUGGGGGACGAGAAGUUGAGGGAAAGAUUGAAGACGUCCUAGUACAAGUUGCCAAGUUCAAUUUUCAGGCAGAUUUCAUUAUUCUUGACUAUGAGGAAGAUAGGGAUGUACCGAUCAUUUUGGGGAGACCAUUUCUUGCCAUCGGGAGGACAUUGAUAGAUGUUGAAAAAAAAGAACUAAGCAUUUGA
Humulus lupulus (European hop) is the source of this 735-nucleotide messenger RNA. RefSeq lists its product as uncharacterized. The record is from RefSeq and is a predicted model, not a curated record. NCBI's taxonomy places the organism in Eukaryota, Viridiplantae, Streptophyta, Magnoliopsida, Rosales, Cannabaceae. The coding region runs from base 1 to 735 and encodes 244 amino acids. The transcript has 3 exons.